ACCUUUGGGAACGAACACCCAUUCUAUUAUUGUUGAACCCCAGCGAAAUGCAGCUAAGGAUUAAAUUUAUUUCUUCCUCGACCCACACAGUGCCUUAUUCCACUGCUGAUCUUGUGUAUGGUGUUGAAACCAGUCAAUCUGACAUAGUUGAAGGGAGAUGCAAUAGUUUUGUUGAUGUAGCUGGAAGAGAAUCAAGAGUCUCAUCUUGUGAACUAAAAGAAUCAGAUUACAGACAUUCAAGUGGCAGAGGAAGACCUGGAAAAUCUGUAUCUAUUGAAAAAGUAAAUUUCUGCAAGGAAACUGAUGAUAAUUUUGGACCUCAUCAAUUUUUUCCUUCAACAAAACAUAUCCAGUGUAGACCAAAUGCAGUUAGGAGCAGUAUUAUUAGAGGAGAUCCUAUGUACAGUAUGAGGACAAACAGUCUUGCUUCAGGAAGAGAUACUGAGGAUUUAAUUGCAAUGGGAACAAUAUGGAGUCCAAAUGCUCAAACACCUGCAAAACAAUUAAACAGCAGCACAAGUAGUGCUAGUACUGUCACAAACAGUGCUAUUACAAAUGUCACAGGCAGAAAUAUGCAAAUGUAUACAACACAAGGAUCGAAUAGUUCAACAGGAAUACCUCAGACUUGUAGAGGGCGCUACACCAUAUCAGGAAUGAGACCAAUACUGGUUCAAACAUCAAGAAACUCCAAUGUAAAAGAUGUUGAUCCAAGAUAUGCAGAUCCAGUAGUUGGUGCUCCUGCUUCAUUUCAACAAAGACUAAUGGAACUUAGUGCACUUGAGGGAGAAACUAUACGAUAUGAAAGAAGUAAAAAAGUGAAGAAGAAAGUCAAACAGGAUCGUGACUCUUAAUUGCAUAUGGUUUCUUGGGAUUUCUCAUCAUUCAUUAGUUAAGCUGAGCCAUAGUUCCAGGGCUCUCUGAUGGAAGUUUGUCUGUCAUCAAAGUGUAAGUUUGCUGGUCUGUUACCUUCUUAUGUACAUGUAUUCAUCUUCCUCAGUGCCACUGCAGUAGUUUCAACCAAAAUUUGUCAUAGAGGUUCAAAAUGGUCAUGCUACUUUUUCAGAGAAAUGUUACACAAAUUACAUUACUGUAGUUAUAUUUGACAAGCAUCCCCAUAUAUUUAUAGUUAUACAAAAAUUACAUUUUAUUAAAAUGAUGAUAUUUUGCUUACUUUAAGGAAUAGGAUCAUCAAGUCUUGUCAGUUGAUGCAUCUAAGGACCUCGUAUCAUGUUGACUCAAAAGCUGGUCACGGUGACCUGCAUUUUAAAUUUUGAGGCCAUUCUUUUUCAAAAUGAUUUAGAGGCAUAUUUUGAACAAUUUAAGGCCUAUGAUCAAACUUUGUCAGUUGAUGUAUCUUGGGUCUGCAGAGAACGUCAACUAAAAAGUAGGUCACCUUGACCUACUUUUUGAAUUUUAUGGCUAAUGUUUUUCAAAACAAUUAAGGUCAUUAAUUCGAAUACUGAGAGGUUUAGAAUCAUUAAAUCUUGUAAGAUGAUGCAUCUUGGGGCCAUGAAACAUAUUUAUUAAAAAGUAGGUCAAAGUGACCUUCUUUUUGAACUUUGCAGUCUUUCAAUUUCAUAGCAUUUUAGAGGCAUAAUUUGGACAUUUUAAGGCCUAUGAUUAUAAAACUUUCUAAGUUGAUGCAUCUUGAGUCCUCGAAAAACGUCAAUUGAAAAGUAAGUCACCAUGACCUAUUUUUGAAAAUUUAUGGCUAUAUUUAAAUAUUUAGGGUACUUUUUGACUUAGAAUCAUCAAAAUUUGUCAGUUGAUGUAUCUUGGGUCCACAGAGUACAUCAACUGAAAAGUAGGUCAUGGUGACUUAAUUUUCAAUUUAUAUGACUAUAAUCAAAUAUUUUUUCGGGUAAUAAUUGGCUUAGAAUCAUCAAACUUUGUCAGUUGAUGCAUCUUGGGUCCUCGGAGUAAGUCAACUGAAAAGUAGGUCACCGUGACCUACUUUUGAAAAUUUAUGGCUUUAAUUAAAUAUUUUUCAGGUAUUAAUUGGCUUAGAAUCAUCAAACUUUGUCAGUUGAUGCAUCUUGGGUCCUUGGAGUAUGACAACUGAAAGGUAGGUCACCUUGACCUACUUUUGAAAUUUUAUGGCUGUAUUUAAUAUUUUCUGGCACUAUUUGGCUUAGAAUCAUCAAAAUUUGUCAGUUGAUGUAUCUUGGGUCCUGUGAGUCGGUCGACUGAAAAGUAGGUCACCUUGACCUUCUUUUCAAUUUAUAAACUAUAAUUAAAUAUUUCGGGUACUGUUUGGCUUAGAAUCAUCAAACUUUGUCAGUUGAUGCAUCUUGGGUCUUCGGAGUAGGUCGACUGAAAAGUAGGUCACUUUGACCUAAUUUAUGACUUUAGUUAAAUAUUUCAGGUACUAAUUGGCUUAGAAUCAUCAAACUUUGUCAGUUGAUGCAUCUUGGGUCCUCGGAGUACAACACCUGAAAAGUAGGUCACUGUGACCUACUUUUGAAAAUUUAUGGCUUUUAUUAAAUAUUUCGGGUACUAAUUGGCUUAGAAUCAACAAACUUUGUCAGUUGAUGCAUCUUGGGUCCACGGAGUAAGUUGACUGAAAUGUAGGUCACCAUGACCUACUUUUGAAAUUUUAUUACUUUAUUUAAAUAUUUUUAGGUAAUAAUUGGCUAAGAAUCAUCAAACUUUGUCAGUUGAUGCAUCUUGGGUCCGCAUAGUUAGUCGACUGAAAAGGAGGUCACUGUGACCUAUUUUUGAAAUUUUAUGGUUAUAAUUUAAAAAUUAUUUUAGGUAUUAAUUGGCUUAGAAUCAUCAAACUUAGUUGAUGCAUCUUGGGUCCUCAGAGAAUGACAAGUGAUAAGUGGGUCACCAUGACCUACUCUCAGGUACUAAUUAGCUUAGAAUCAUCUUGGAUUCCCAGAGUGUUUCAUCUAAAAUGUAGGUCAUGAUGACCUACCUUUGGAAUUUCAAGGCUUUAUCUAAAUAUUCAAGAUACUUGGAAGCUUCAGAUAGAAGUGAUAGUUUGUACAGUUUAUCGGAAGAGCGAUUCAAGGCCCUUGGGCCUCUUGUUUUAGUUUGUUUUUUCUUUCUCAAAAAUGGGGCUACAUUUGACAAUUAUACAAGUGUCAAUAGGUAAUGAAGAUUUAACUUUAUUGAAAUAAUGCCAUAGAGGGAUAGAGUGGGGCCUUAAUAGGCGAUCAUAGUUUAAUAAAAAUGCCUUUUACAAGAACAGCAAGGGCAUGAGAAGUCAUAACUAGAAGCAAGCAUCUGAUUCACCAUGUAUUUUUCAAAUCAUGGCCUUGGAGGGGGUGGGAGGGGUUUUCAUAUUAUUGUUGGGGACAAUAUAUAUCUACCCCCACUGCAUUAACUGUCAUCUAUUGUGCAUUUUGUAACCAGCUGAAGAAAACAUAAAAAUGUACAUAUUGUUAUUUAUGUACAAAUAUAAAAAUGUACAUAUUGUUAUCAAUGACAAAACUGUCCCUAAAUUCACUGCACAUAUUGUUGCUUCAAAUUAUGGUUACUUAAGGAAUUUUUUUGGUUUUAUGAAUGCAAUAUGUAAAGCAUGUAGAUCUGUCAUGUAGGCAAAUUCGUGAAGCGCAAUAUUGAUUAUGGUAAUUGUCCAAGUUUACUUUCUUUGCAUAAAAUUUUUCAUUAGCUUGUAUGUUCAAUAAAGACAAAUUUAGUUUUAAACA
This is a messenger RNA of Saccostrea echinata, 3656 nucleotides long. RefSeq lists its product as uncharacterized. The coding region runs from base 48 to 851 and encodes 267 amino acids. The record is from RefSeq and is a predicted model, not a curated record. NCBI's taxonomy places the organism in Eukaryota, Metazoa, Mollusca, Bivalvia, Ostreida, Ostreidae. The transcript has 5 exons.